Crotalus tigris (Tiger rattlesnake) is the source of this 3514-nucleotide messenger RNA. RefSeq names its product nitric oxide synthase trafficking (gene NOSTRIN). Lineage: Eukaryota; Metazoa; Chordata; Lepidosauria; Squamata; Viperidae. Gene Ontology annotation, molecular function: protein binding. The coding region runs from base 419 to 1801 and encodes 460 amino acids. Gene Ontology annotation, cellular component: cytoplasm; plasma membrane. The transcript has 16 exons. Gene Ontology annotation, biological process: signal transduction. The record is from RefSeq and is a predicted model, not a curated record.
UAUUUUGAAAUAGUGACAAAAAAUAAAUCAAUAAGCUCUGCUACAUGAAAACGGAGUGAAGUACUGCACCAAUGCAUCUUGUGGAUGAUUAUAAGGAACAGGCCUAGAUAGGAAACCUACAGUCUUCAAAUUGUGUUGGAUGACAGUCCCAAGCAGGUUCAGCCAAUCAUGGAGACAGAAUGAAGACAUUAGAAGCGACAAUCUAACAAUAAAUCGAGGGCCACCUUUUUGCAGUCUUGAUUGGCAUGGGAACCAUUGAAUCAGCUCUUCAACUUGGUUCAUCCUACAAGAUUUCCUUUUGAUGAUGGGAGUUAUAUAAGAAUAGUCACACCCUCAUUCUGAAUAACAUCUUACAAUAACUAGUUUGGAGAUUACAUAUGGUAAAGGACUGGAGAAAUUGGCAAACAAGCUUGCCAAAAUGCUGGCCAAAAUAAAAGUGAACUAUAUUCAUAGUACUUCGCUUUGUGUUUCGGAGGAGCUGAAAUCUGCAUCAGAUUUACACAGAAAGCUUGGCAAAGCCAUUCAGACAGAAGCAAUAAACCCAAUGAAUCGUAUCCUGCAGGACCAUGAGAAGAAGAAAAAAAUAGUAGAUAAUACAGUUGAGAAGACAGCUGAAGCAGUUAUCAACAACUGGCGCCAACAGUUAAAGACCAAGAAGAAAUUAAAAGAGCUAACCAAGGACCAUGAAGCACUUUUCCGUGAUACAGAAAGCUCCCACCCAUUGGCUUCCCCAAAGGCCAAAAAAAAGUUGCUCAGAAACCUAGAAAAAUCUGCUAUCAAACUGGCAAAGGAAGAUGAAGACUAUUACAAGAAGAACUUAGCUGCCUGUGAAACGCGUGUGAAAUGGGAGCAGACAUUAGAAAAUGGGCACCAGAGCAUCCUUGACCUUGAAAAAGAUAAACUCCUGCUUCUCUGCAAUACGUUACAUCGUUACAGCCAGCUUCUUUCUCAUUUUGGACAGAGCCUCAUUGCUUGCCAUGCAAAGGUUCACAGUGCUGUCACUGAGGCGGAACUUGACAAGGAUGUGCAGGUGUUAGUGAAUGAAAUGUCACUAACCGCUGCAGAGACCAAGCUCGAACUCUUGUUAACAGACUACUAUGAAGAAGAUAUGAUGAGCCUAAUUGAAAAAGAGAGGAGACAAACUGCCAUCAAAGCUAAAAUAACACGGGUACAGGCAGAUUUGGAAAAGGCCCUGCAGGACAAAACAGGCUUGGAACGGAUGCUUCAGGCUUACAAAGAAACCCCUCAGUUUUCAGAUGCAAAAAAUAUAAAUGAUACCAUUGCACAACUUAAUGAGGCAACUCUGAAAGCUGCCCUUCUACAAGCAAAUCAUUUCAAAUUGGGGAGCGCACUAGCUGAAAUUGAAAAGAAGCCUAAACCGUCUCAUCUCUUGAAUAACUGCAUUUCAAAAUGGAAAGAAAAGGACUGUCUACAUAGUUCUGUGACAAUCACUUGCCCGGUUACAAAGAGAAGCAUUAAACAGACCUUGAAAAUGAGGACCACCAGUGAAUCUGGGAUUAGGUCAAGCUGCCCGCCAGAAACAGGGACCGGUGUGAAUUCCACCACCUCCUUGCAACCGGAGAAUUCAGAAAACAGAACGUGCCGAGCUUUGUAUGACUACCACACAGAAAGAGAGGAUGAGCUUUGCUUAAGUAAAGGCGACGUAAUUGUGAUUCAUCGCAAAGACAAGAGUGGCUGGUGGUACGGUUCUAGAAAGGGGGAAAAGGGCAAUUUCCCUGCUACAUAUGUGGAAGAAGUGACUCUCUUGACUGACAAGAGUGACGAAGAACUGUCGCUUUAAAACAAAAGGAAAAAUAAUCACCCCAAUAUGGAUAACAAAUCCAACAGACACGUUUCUGUGUUCAGAAUGGAAGCCAAAGAACAAUUGUCUUUAUUUACAAGAAGCUCUGAAACUGAUAUUUGGUGAAUUAGCAUUGCAACAAAGCAAUUAAGAGACAACUUACAUGAAAUCCCUUUUAAAUGAUAUUAACUCUUAAAUCAUCACGUUAACCAGUCUUUGCAACAGAAUGAAAGGGAAACUGACAUUUAUUUCUGAAAUGCCAAGAGGAAGUCAAUUUACCAUAGACUAUUCAUGAACUGAAUUGACACAAUAUAAUCAAAUUUUACACCAUGGUUGUUGUUUUUUCCAGACUCAUAAGACUUUAGAAGGACAUGAAGAUAAUAGCAUCCCUAUUGCAAGGCUGAGCAAGCCAGAAACUUGUUCUGCUAGAAGAUAAAAAAAAAACUUCUAAUUUUCAAAUAUAUCCCCUUGAGGGGAUCCUAGGAUUGUUGUUUUCUUGCAUGAUGAGGUAAGACAAUCAUCCAACAGAUGACCGGUUACUAUUUCCUAAUUCUAUUAGGUUAUGGUUAGAUAUGUUACAUUUGAAUCCUAUUCUUCUUUCAAGAGUUAUGUGCAGCACAUCUGGUUUUCCACCCAGGCCUAUUUUAUUCUCAUAAUCACCAUCUAACCCAGGUUACAUAAAUAACUCAAAAUAAGAGUGAAGAUCUGGAUCUAAGUUUUCACGGUCAUUGUCCAAGAUUCUCAAGCCGUUACAAGACUUUUAUUCUUCCUAAGUAUGAAGUGACAAAAUGUGAAGGCGGAUUUAGAAACUAAGCAGUGCUUUAUUGGUAGGUCAAAGCAAUGAAGGCUUUUCUAACAUUGGCAAUAAAUGCAGAGAAAUUGUUGGUUUCUCUCACUUUCCGCUGCAGUUCUUCUAUGCAGUCCAAGGGAGGAGAACAAGAGAUCACUAGGAAAAAGCAGUGAAUUAUAUUCUUUAAAAAAAUUGAAAACAAGACAUCCUAACUUGGUAUAUAUCAGUAAUGGUGAACCUUUUAGAGACCAAGUGCCCCAAAACCACUCUGUCCAGCCCCCCACCCCGCCCCCCAUCCCACCCUACAUGCAAGGCACCCACCGCCUCCACGGCCUGCCACAGAUCGCCCAGGUGGCCCCGCAACGCCAUGGCAGCCACGCCCUCUGCCUGCGCCCCGCAGCAUCAUCUAUGCAUGACAGGGCACGAGGGCAGAGUCUUGUCCCCGCUUCCCAGCUGCCAUGUCCUUGGCUGCACUGCUCCGUAUGGGCCACGCCUGGGGGCGACACUCCUCCGGGUGGGCUGCUGGUGAGGAAGGGGCUGCGGGGGGAGCUGGGGCGAUGGCACGCGUGCCCACAGAGAAGGCUCUGAAUGCCACCUCUGGCAUGUGUGCCAUAGGUUCGCCACCACUGGUAUAUAUUAUAUUAUGACCUAUUUUGUCAUAAAAGUCAGAAAAUGACAUAGCAAAAAAAAUAUAUCCUGCAUUCACUUCUCGUAAUUUUCAAUUUCAACAUAAAACCAAGAAACACAUCUGUGGGCAGCUGGAUGCUAGCUUCAUAUUAUUGGCUAUCUCUUACGCUGUAAGUAAUUGCGAAGGGUUUAAAUUUUCUUGAUGGCUUUCACUGAAAUAGAUUACUCUAUUUUGAUUUGGUUUGCUAUAACUGUUUGGGAAUUUUUAAUAAAUGGGUCAAUACAUUCUAAGAAGA